Hansenula anomala is the source of this 722-nucleotide messenger RNA. RefSeq names its product spindle checkpoint protein MAD2 (gene MAD2). The record is from RefSeq and is a predicted model, not a curated record. Gene Ontology annotation, cellular component: nucleoplasm; cytoplasm; kinetochore. Bases 90 to 722 code for a protein of 210 amino acids. Gene Ontology annotation, biological process: mitotic spindle assembly checkpoint signaling. The transcript has 2 exons. Lineage: Eukaryota; Fungi; Ascomycota; Saccharomycetes; Phaffomycetales; Wickerhamomycetaceae.
AAAAACGUAAACAAAAAAAUCAACUUUCACCAAAACCUUCAACAAAAUCAAUCCAAAAAGAAACCAGUCAAAUUUCCAUCCCAUCAAUCAUGUCCUCAGACUCAGCACCAACGCGAUCAAAUGUUGCACUCAGAGGGUCUUCCCAAAUCGUUGCAGAGUUUUUCGAUUUCAGUAUAAAUUCAAUUCUAUACCAACGAGGAAUUUAUCCACCAGAAGAUUUCCAAAUGGUUAAGAAAUAUGGAUUAAACAUGUUGGUUACUUGUGAUGAUGAUAUAAAGGCAUACAUCCGUAAGAUAAUGGGUCAAUUGCAUAGAUGGGUUGUUGGUGAUAAGAUUUCAAAAUUAAUAGUGGCAAUAAUAUCUAAGGAUACAGGGGAAGUUGUGGAAAGAUGGCAAUUUGAUGUACAAGUAUUUGAAGACACUAAGGAAGAACUAAAUAAUCCUAAACCCCAACAUGAUAAAUCAAAAGAAGAAAUUCAAAAAGAGAUUCAGGCUAUAAUAAGACAAAUCACUGCAUCUGUUACAUUUUUACCAACUUUAGAAACAGGUGAUUAUACAUUCAACGUGUUGGUUUAUGCUGAUGCAAAUGCUAAAGUCCCUAGUGAAUGGAUUGAUUCUGAUUCUAAAGAGAUCAAAGGUGGUGAAAAAGUUAAAUUUAAAAGUUUUAGUACAAAUGGUCAUAAAGUUGAUACAUUAGUGAGUUAUAGAUUGAAUGAAGAUUGA